GCGCCAUCUUGGCUCCAAACAAAAAAAGAAGUUAUGGCACUACUUUUUCCGCCGCUACUUUUCAAAACAUUUGCCUGACUCUGAGAUUACUGUUUAUCACCUAUUCUAUCGCUUAUUCGUGCAUGACCGUGGCAUCUGUCCCAGAGGAGUGCUACCAUUAAAUAAGUAACGUCUCGUUUGUGUUUCUAUGGAAACCGUAUCACGCGCUCGCUUCGCUGUUGAUCAACAUGGAGUUUAUGGGAAGCAGUUAUGAUGGAGAUUACAAUAAUGGCAGGAUGGAGGGGAUUGGUGAAUACACACUGCCAACUCACACCAGAUAUAUCGGAGAGAUGAAAGACGGCAUGUUCCACGGAAAAGGAGCGCUGCAUUUCUCCAGUGGAAGCAAAUAUGAGGGAACUUGGGAGAAAGGCAUAUGCAAAGAGGGAAAGUACACGUUUUCCGAUGGCCUGGAGUAUAAAGAGGCAGACUGGGAUUACUGUGAUGGUAAAGACAGGCGUUUCUACUCGGAGAGGCGCAAUGGCCUUAAACCAGCAGGAGAAUCCCAGGUAACUGAUGGGGACCCACCGAGGGCCAUCCCUGACGGUUGCUAUGACAGCGGUGAUGGCUUUUAUGAUCCCAGCACUAGAGUCAUCAAAGACUAUGAUGGCAAUUUUCUCAGGAACGCAGACGAGCGAGAACACGAGUGGACCGUGCAGAGCUGCAGGAAGAGCUGGGAUGAGUUCACUCAAGAGUCUACACGCUACAGAACCGGCUCUCACAGGUCGGAUGUGGAUGCGUUCAAGUAUUUUCACUUUAAAAAUGUAUUUAAACAUUUGUGAUCGCGCUCCACUGACGUCUGCAAAGUGCAUCCCACAGAAAAGAAGUGCAUGCUUGGAAAUGUAAAAAUAAAGCUAUAUGAUUCAAAAUAUGUUCUAUAUUGAGCAGCUUCCUGAAAAUGUUUGUUGUGCACUUUCAGCUACGCAGCGGUAGAAUAAAAUAUCACCAAACCAG
This is a messenger RNA of Puntigrus tetrazona (Sumatra barb), 990 nucleotides long. RefSeq names its product MORN repeat containing 5 (gene morn5). Lineage: Eukaryota; Metazoa; Chordata; Actinopteri; Cypriniformes; Cyprinidae. The record is from RefSeq and is a predicted model, not a curated record.